Trichoderma gamsii is the source of this 909-nucleotide messenger RNA. Its product is annotated as Mut11. The transcript is spliced from 2 exons. The annotation marks the transcript as partial. Lineage: Eukaryota; Fungi; Ascomycota; Sordariomycetes; Hypocreales; Hypocreaceae. The record is from RefSeq and is a predicted model, not a curated record.
AAUAGAUGUAGAUGCAUCCUUGAUAGGCCAGCCGCGGCUGAGUAUGACCACUCUAAUUCGCUCAUCUCGUGCAUUCAGUGCGGGGCCAGUGUAACACAGCUCAGCAACAUCGCCAGAACCUGCUGCUUCAAUCAAUCCUCCCCGCGUUUUAUAUCUUGUGCCUCGUCUGUUUCUACUGGUUUCAGAGCACACGAAUUAGUUGUUGUCAGCGAAGAUCACCACAUCCGCCCCCACAGGGCAAAUACAAAGACCGCCGUAUCACCAACCUCUCGUCCCAAUAUGGCUUCGACAACGUUAAUUCUUAUCCUCGGCACGUAUUUCUGUUGGGCAGCUAUGGUAUCUAGGGAGCUCUUCCAUCAGGUGUGGGCAAUUACGCUCUUAUUUCUCGUCUUCCUCACAGAUAAGUGCUUCCAGCAAGACUCAACAAUACAUUCAUUCUUCUAUGGUACUCUGUGCGUCUUGAAUCUCGCCGUCUGUAUCGCCUUGUCCCCGGUCCAGGUCUUUCUUUUCAAACAGAAAGCCACAUAUCAGACGCCAAAGCGAUUGGAUGAGUUCUUGCCCAAGUCAGCUCCAGGAUCACGUCGCAAUCCUUCCAUAUCGGUAGAUCUUGUAGCUGUUCACGGACUUGGCUCCUCCCCAGAGGCAGCAUGGGCCUACAAGCUUGAUACUCCACGAGACGAAGCGGGCAAUUCAACUCCGACUCACAAUUGCACGCAAACAACUGCAAAGCCAAAAUAUGGGCCGAUAUGGCUUCGAGACUUUCUUCCUCUCGAUGCGCUCCAGGCCCGGGUCCUGGUCUAUUACCACAAUUCCGGAUGGCAAGCACAUGCAUUGGGUAUGUCUCUCAGAGACUAUGGACAAGAUCUCCUAACUUCGAUCGAAGGCGUCAGGCAAACAGAGGCAGUAUGA